Messenger RNA from Phyllotreta striolata, 420 nucleotides. The record is from the annotation of a GenBank genome assembly. NCBI's taxonomy places the organism in Eukaryota, Metazoa, Arthropoda, Insecta, Coleoptera, Chrysomelidae.
AUGGACACAUUAAAAUUUUCACUAUUAUUUGUGUUACUCCUCUCGCCCCAAGUUUUCGCCAACUCAAAUAUACUUGGGGAACUAACCACCACCGACUCAGCUUUCGGCAUAACUUCUUCAUCCAUAACUUCAGUCCUCGUGGAAUGGAUAGCCAGAAUAGUGGACACCAGCGAAGCCUCGCUGAGUUUCUUGUCCUUCCUGUUCCCUCAGCAGAGCCACGCUGAGACGGAAGAGGUGGUGCACGAAGAGCACGCGAUAAGACCUUCUGAAAUGCCGCCUUUGGUGCGCGAUGAAAGGCCGAUGGUUAGGGAAACUAAACAGGAAAAUUAUCCGAAACCCGCCGAAGAGAGCCCGUUCGCCGAUCAGGUGAGGAGUCUGGAUAUGCUGAUAAGAGCCCAGAAGAGGAACAUGGGGAAUUAG